AUGGCAUGCUUAGAAAUGUACAACUUCAAUGGUGGUGGUGACAUGAGUCCUAGAAUCUCUUUCUCUAAUGAUUUCAUUGAGACUAGGCCUGAGACGACGAAGACGCCAAGGUCAAGCCCUCUCUCCAAACCAGAGGGUUCUUCCUCAGCUACUGAUAACUUCGAGUUCUCUGUCUCCGACUACACAAUGAUGCCUGCUGAUGAACUUUUCUCUAAAGGGAAGCUUUUGCCUUUCAAGGAGGCUAACCAAGUCCAGAGAACAUUGAGAGAAGAGCUCCUUGUUGAAGAUGAAGAAGAUAGUUCUCAUGAUGCUACCAACAUCUUCUCGCUCAAGCCACCUAUCUUCUCAUCUUCUUCCUCUAAGGGAAGGUGGAAAGGUUUUUUGGGGCUUAAGAGGACCCAUGUUGGGUCUAAGAGUAAUGAAGAACCAUUUGUUCAUAUGAUCAACAACAAACAGUCUCAGGAAGCAAUAGGUGGAAGAGAAGGCUCAAGUUGCAGGGACAUGAAGAAGAGUAUGUAG
Molecule: messenger RNA, 519 nt
Organism: Eruca vesicaria subsp. sativa (arugula)
Lineage: Eukaryota; Viridiplantae; Streptophyta; Magnoliopsida; Brassicales; Brassicaceae
Source: the annotation of a GenBank genome assembly